AUGGCCUCUCUUCGAACUGCUGCUCGGCUAUCCAAGUCGCUGCGCCCAGGUCCUUCCCGACUCAACGCGGUCUCCUCCCGCUUCUACUCUUCCGAAAAAUCCGACAGUGCAGACAUUGAGUUCAUACUUGGAGCGCCAAACUGGUCUGUCCGGUCGCUGCUCCCGAACCCAGCUUCAAAGCCGCCGCCGUCAAUCACGCCGAAACAACUCCAUCAUCUACUCCGCAUAUCAGCUCUUCCCCAGCCUGUCAAUCAAGAAGAAGAGCAGUCGAUGCUUGAUACACUCGAGUCACAAAUCCAUUUUGUGAAGGAGAUCCAACUUGUUGAUACUACUGGCGUCGCGCCGCUGGCUAGAAUCCGUGACGAAAGUCCUGCUGCUAUAGAAGAAGAAACAAUUGGUAUCGAAAAGCUCAGGGAGGCUCUGUCUAAGGAAAAAGUGUCCGGACGAAGGGGGAAAAUCCAGCGUAUCCCAGGCGAGAAAAACGAUCGUCCGGACGGAACAGCUUGGGAUGGGAAUGCGCUCGGGUCCGCUACAAAGACAAAGGGGAAAUAUUUUGUUGUUGAAAUCGACAAUUGA
Molecule: messenger RNA, 576 nt
Organism: Penicillium verrucosum
Lineage: Eukaryota; Fungi; Ascomycota; Eurotiomycetes; Eurotiales; Aspergillaceae
Exons: 1
Coding region: 1-576 (191 amino acids)
Biological process (GO): regulation of translational fidelity; glutaminyl-tRNAGln biosynthesis via transamidation
Molecular function (GO): glutaminyl-tRNA synthase (glutamine-hydrolyzing) activity
Source: RefSeq, a predicted model, not a curated record